Messenger RNA from Scomber japonicus (chub mackerel), 1057 nucleotides. Its product is annotated as DNA-binding protein SATB1-like. The record is from RefSeq and is a predicted model, not a curated record. The transcript has 2 exons. Gene Ontology annotation, molecular function: DNA-binding transcription factor activity, RNA polymerase II-specific; RNA polymerase II cis-regulatory region sequence-specific DNA binding. Gene Ontology annotation, biological process: chromatin remodeling; regulation of transcription by RNA polymerase II. Lineage: Eukaryota; Metazoa; Chordata; Actinopteri; Scombriformes; Scombridae. The coding region runs from base 180 to 827 and encodes 215 amino acids.
UUGGCUGUGUGAGCUGCUCCGCUGGAAGGAGGAUCCGUCUCCGGAGAACCGGACGCUCUGGGAGAACCUCUCCAUGAUCCGGCGCUUCCUGAGCCUUUCCCAGAUGGAGCGCGACGCCAUCUACGAGCAGGAGAGCAGCGCGGGACAGCAGCCACCACAGCGAGCGGCCGACGCACCUGAUGCACAUCUCUACCGAGCAGCUACAGGCUCAGCCGCCCCAGUCACAACAGCAGCACCAGCCCUCCCUGUCUCUCCAGCACCCCUCCCAACCCCUUUUGUCCCAGCAGCCCUUGCAGCUACAGCAGCCACCCACCGGCCCCCGGUUGCCGCCCCGCCAGCCUUCCACCGCUUCUCCGGCCGAGACGGAGGACGAGGUCAGCCGCGGAGGGAGCAUCAAAUCCCGUACCAGCGGAGGGAAGAUCUCUCUGGAAGCUCUGGGCAUCCUGCAGAGCUUCAUCCAGGAUGUGGGUCUGUACCCCGACGAGGAGGCCAUCCACACCCUGUCGGCUCAGCUGGACCUCCCCAAGCUCACCAUCAUCAAGUUCUUCCAGAACCAGCGCUUCUACGUCAAUCACCCAGCCAAGGGGCUGAAGGAACCCAGUAACAACAACAGCACCGCAGGCAACACCAACACCAGCAGCAGCAGCAGCAGCAGCAGCCCGGCCUUCGAGGAAGAGCUGACGGACUUCAGGGAGAGCGGAGAGCUGCUGAAGGAGAUGGAGGAGAGCACGCAGACCAACAACACCAUCUUCUCCAUCAAGAUCGAAGAGCAGCUGGGCCGAGGCAGCGAGGCCCAGUCAGAGUUAGAGCACGAGGCCAAGGAGUAGGACGAGUCAUGUACUGAGAGCUUUCAUGUGCACACACAGACUGAUUGACUGUGCUAAAUGUAACGCUCUGGCCGACACACAACCACCACACUGCAAAUAAAGAGAAGUAGUGUUUUUAUUCAGUACGGCGCCCCGGACUGUAUGAGGAGUGUUUAUAUAUCAGUUGCAGACUGACAGGCUGUGAAGUUAGUGUUCACACACUGGAAAGCCCAUCUCAGACUCUGUAAUAC